Messenger RNA from Parus major (Great Tit), 2356 nucleotides. RefSeq names its product ferritin light chain-like. The transcript has 3 exons. Gene Ontology annotation, biological process: iron ion transport; intracellular iron ion homeostasis. NCBI's taxonomy places the organism in Eukaryota, Metazoa, Chordata, Aves, Passeriformes, Paridae. The record is from RefSeq and is a predicted model, not a curated record. Gene Ontology annotation, molecular function: ferric iron binding; ferrous iron binding. Gene Ontology annotation, cellular component: cytoplasm. Bases 48 to 890 code for a protein of 280 amino acids.
CAGGUGCCGGGCUAUAUCAGGCGGCGCGGCGGCGGCGCGGCGGCUCCAUGGCGGCGCCGGCCAUGGCCGAGCCGCGCUCCAAGCGGCCCCGGGUGACGCUGCCCGCCUGCCCCGCGCACCGCCCGCUGCCCGCCAGCCGCGUCCGCCACGGCUUCCCGCCCGCCGUGGAGGAGGCGCUCUGCGGCGUCACCGGCGCCCAGCUGGAGCUGCACUACUGCCUGCAGGCGCUGGGUGAAUAUUUUGAUCAGUCACAUGUGGCUCUACCAAAUAUUUCAAAGUUCUUCCUGCAUCAAGCUCUGGAAGAGAGAAAAGCCACGGAGGCGUUGAUGAAGUAUCAGCAAGAAAGAGGAGGCCAUUACUGCUCUAAAACCAUCCAGAAACCAAACUGUGAUUAUGCAGUUGGUCUGAUGAAAGCCCUGGAACUAGCAAUGGUACAAUGGAAAACUAUGCUACGGUAUUUUGAAGAGCUUUAUGCCCUGAGUGUUGAAAAUGCAGACCCUCAUAGCGCAAGCACUAUCAAGAAACAAUUUAUUGGGCCCAAAAUCCGGAAGAUCAAGCUGAUGGGAGAUCUGCUGACCAAUGCUCGCAGGCUUGACUGUUCCCAGGAUGGCAGAAAUAGUCUUGGGGAUUACUUUAUGGACCGGCUGCAGAAAGAGUUCAGGACCAGCAUAGAGCCAGAGUCUAGUGAUCACACUGAUCACUGCAGCCCCUGCCCACCUCUCCAGCAGUGCACAGGAGCUUCAGAAGGUCUGAAGCGACCCCAGAGAGAAUGCUCCCAGCACAGAAAUGGCAUAGGGCCAAUAUAUGCAACCAUACACUGCACCACGAUGCUGCCACAGUGUAAUGAUGGCACAGGAGCAAAGGUGAAGCAGGGCAGGGAGGGCCUUUAGUGCCGAGGCUCCUGCAGCUAAGGGGCAGCUCCUCAGGCAAACUUGUCCCAAGGGUGGAGCUGGGACCAGAACUCAGGAGACACAAUGCUCUGUAAUUCCUGCUGCUUUACACCCCAUCCCCUCAUCCACUGCUGAGUCACAGCUCAAAAUCUAGCCAGUACCACUUUUUGCUUAAAAUGAUAGCAAGAUUUGCCAGCUAGAUUUUUACAUUUAUCCAUGCAAUUCUUCCUAGAAGCCGAAAGUUCUUAAGCUACUUCUCUCUCAAAUGAUUACCAGGAUUAGUUAGUGCAAAUAAUUCUAAGAAUAUAUAUAAUUUUUAUUAAAAUAAAUAAAAAAGAAACUGCUGCACCUUUAGUGCCAAGGAAACUUUUACAUGACAGAAAAUCCAAAUAUUUAGUUUUAUAUUUCUGAAUAUUUUAUAUUACUACUAGCAAGUGUAGUAACAUAAUGAACUUUUUAAAAAGACUUUAAAAAAAAGGUUUUUUGUCUUAUAUUUUUAUCUUAGUAGUAAUUUAAAUAAGUAGUCUAAUGCAUUUAUGAUCAGCUAUUUCAAGUAGUAUAUUUCUUCAGGAUGAAGGGUGCAAACAUUUCCUCAACAGUGGGAAUAAGAAAAUGUGUUGAUUUAUCUAUAGUUAUUGCCUAGUUGUUGGCUUUUCUUGUCCUCAGAAAGCACAUGAGAGAGAAAUUAGGAAUUCUCAUCAGGUGAGAAUUUUAGAGGUUCUAGGGAAUAUUUUGUGUCACCAAAGACAGUAGCUAUAGGACUGUGUCCAGACUUAACACAGGAUAAUUACUUUAGCUAUGAUAUAGAGCCCAAUCUCAACUAGCUCACUAAAGGUAUUACUGUGGCACUCCUGCUAUUUCUUAUAUUCCCUAUUUGGUCCCAAGCAGGGGCAUGAGAUCCUAGUGAAAAAACAGCACACUUAACUAGAAUUGCAUCAGAGAGAAUGGCUACUCAUUAGUUUUGUCUUUCAAUUAGGGCAGUGUUAACCAACUUGGUUCAAGGGCAGAAUUGUCCAAAUUCCUCUCAUUAGUGUCCUACUAGAGUGCCUCAUUCUGUACCCUGGCUCCCAAGGUCACCUAAGAGCAACUGGCCAGAUCAGCUGCCUGCAGUUAGGGAUUUUUUGUCAUAUAUACAUCUUUUAUGCAGUUGGGGCUUGAUUCAUUGGAAGACUGCCUCACACUUUCAUGUAAUACUUUAGCUAAUGCUCCUGUUUUGCUUGAAAAUAAAUUCAGUUCCAUGACUGCAUCUGCAGUGCAUUCCUCAAUUCACCACCACACCUCAAUUCAGGCAUGCUGGUAUUCUUACCCAAGAGAUUUUGCAUAUGUACGCAAAACUGUGCCAAUAUUUUUCUACAUUUAAGGAAGUUGUGCAUGAUGGAAGAGUAUGUGACAGAGUGAAAAUAAAUGCCAGAAAACUGCAUUACUAUAAAAGCACUGCACAAUAAAACAUUUUUCAUAAACUCUGA